AUGAUGGUAGAAACAAGAUGUCAUUCUUUCGAGGAAGCCUCUCCAGCAGAUCACCACAGAAUUCCCUCCUUUGCGCGUUUUCGGUCCAGCUCUUCAAGGGAGAGCGAAGCUAUCCCAAUAUCUGAGUCUGCUACCUACUUCUUGCCAUUCUUUGAGUCGCCCGCUCCUCAAAAGCCUAACGCCAAGCCGCGCGUGUUUGCUCGUUCCAAAGAGAACCGAAUCUCAUCCCCAGAAAGAGGACGCUAUAGAUUGAGAGCUGCGACAAGCCCACCGAGCUCCAGAAGCCCGCUGCGAAGGACACUGUCCCCUGAUCGAUUCAUCCCAAGACGGGAUUUUGUGGUACCAAAAUCAGCAACCUUUCUUGUAACCAAGCUACCAGAGCACCUUUCGCCUCAAGAAAGACUCUUCCGGCGACUGACACCCGGCGACGACCCAUUCCUUCCAGCAGAAUCUUCUACAAACUCUACUCGUGUCCGGCCGGCUAGCUUUCAGUGGAUACCACGCCAGCGGCCUCAUCUGAUCACUGACAUUACCAACUUCAAUUCUCAUGGCAGCACUACUCAAACAAGCAAUGAUACAAUUUGGAGUGUUGGUGGAGCUUCCGCAGCAAAUGGAACUCCCCAUUCCAUGACUAGCAAUGGCACGCCAAACUCUUUGAGCCAUCAAUCAGCCGCUCCAACCUUUGUGGCUCGCUUCAUGCCCAAGAAACCAAAAUACAGCGAACAUGCGAUUCAUGAGUCUAGACUAGCGCUUGCUUUAGAUAUCGACCAAACCAACAGAUUGCUUGGCACUUCUUUACCAUGUCCUGAUCCUCCUCUCAAUCCCAUAUCUCCGAACUUCGAGCGCCUCUCUCCAUUCGUCUGGAAAGAUAGUGCAUGGAAGAAGGUUGAAAGAGAGCAUUGGCCAAAAGCUCGCGCUACAAAGGAGAUCGUCCCACCGAAGCCAUUUCGAAUCCUAGAUGCUCCGUUUCUUCGGGAUGACUUCUACUGCAGCACGCUUGCAUACUCGAGUAUAUCGGGAAUCUUGGCAGUGGGUCUUUGCCAUAAUGUCUACCUCUGGUCCGAAGGCCGUGGGGUUGACUAUCCACCUUUUCAGGAUGUGCAUCUGUCAAAUUAUGUAACUUCAUUGUCAUUUUCAUCAGAUGAUGGCAGAAGAAGCAUACUUGCAGUGGCUCGUCGGUCUGGUCAAUUGACACUAUGGAGCACUUUCGAAAAGCAUGUUCGGUUCGAGAUCAGCCAUCCCAACAGCAUCACCUGUGUCGCUUUCAAACCCAAGACAUCUCGCCGGUACUCCGAACGAAUGACUCAUAUGGAAGUCGAGGUAGAAGAACUUGUUGCAGGCGAUGAAUUGGGAAACAUUUGGUACUACUCGGUUGAAUGGAAUGGCGAAGAUGACCGAGUCAAAUGGCAAUGGAACGGAUCCAUGACACUACUUGCCAAAAUAUGUGCGCACACUCAGCAAAUUUGCGGUAUGGCAUGGUCACCCGAUUUGAAAUACCUUGCUACAGGCGGGAACGACAACGUUUGUCUGCUCUUCGAGAUGUGCAAGAUUAUUCCAUCACAGCCGAUAAUCUUACCCCUCGUGUCAAAUUCCUCGUCCAGUCUCAGCCUGGGCGCCUUCCCAUAUCAUGCCAUAGGCACUAUGACUAGGCGACUGUUCCAUCGACGGGCUGCCUUGGGACAACCGAUCCCAUCGUGGGUUGGUCCCCCUCCAAUCCGACCGCCAUCCUCAACUCCGCUGCUAAGCCACGCAGGAACCCUGAUAUCCGGCGGUGGAAGAACAAUUCUAUCAAAGCGAUCGCAUUCGCUCCAUGGCAAUCAUCUCUUCUCGCUACGGGGGGGCGGCACCAACGACAGAAAUAUCCACUUCUAUCACACCCGCAGUGGAGCUUGUCUGGCAACAAUCCACGUCUUCGCUCAAGUGACGAGCCUCAUCUGGAGCGAGACCCGGCGCGAGAUCGCAGCUACUUUUGGAUACGCACAGCCAGAUCAUCCAUUUCGAAUUGCUGUCUUCGCUUGGCCAAGCUGUGCUCAAGUCGCCGUCGUUCCUUGGGGACCACAUGGUGUUAGCUGGGAUGGGUUGGAACAUCACGUUGGUGCUGACUGCGGAAGAGCCUUGUGUGCAAUUCGCUAUUCGGGCAAACUCCCUCGCUCCAUGGGUGUCAUCUCGCCCAGACCAGACCCGUCGCGUGCAUCUUUGUCUCGCACGAGCUCAGCUACCGUGACUCUCCCCCAGAGCGAGGCUACAAGUAGUACCGUUCGGGGAACCCUCACAAGAAUGGUGACGCCCAAGGAGAAGGAAGGUGGGAUGUGGUGUUCCAGGACUGUUGAAGAGGGAUGCAUCAUCAUCGCCUCGAGUGAUCAGACUAUCAAGUUCCAUGAAGUGUGGACAGGACGGAGAACAAGUACUGGUUCUGCCAGUGGCCUUUUUGGUGGAAGUGCCAUUCUCGAAGGUUUGGAAGGCAUUGAGGAGUGUGGUGGGGAAGUCAUUCGCUAA
Molecule: messenger RNA, 2496 nt
Organism: Penicillium brevicompactum
Lineage: Eukaryota; Fungi; Ascomycota; Eurotiomycetes; Eurotiales; Aspergillaceae
Product: WD40 repeat domain-containing protein
Exons: 3
Coding region: 1-2496 (831 amino acids)
Biological process (GO): positive regulation of ubiquitin protein ligase activity; anaphase-promoting complex-dependent catabolic process; positive regulation of anaphase-promoting complex-dependent catabolic process
Cellular component (GO): anaphase-promoting complex
Molecular function (GO): anaphase-promoting complex binding; protein binding; ubiquitin ligase activator activity
Source: RefSeq, a predicted model, not a curated record